AGUAAGCGAAAUCAUAGUAGUCGUUGCCGUUGUGUUCAUGUUCAUUUAGUGUGUAGUGACAGUAAUAUCUAACUGUUCGUCGCUUUUUCCGUGUACCUCUAGCAAAUUAAUGUAACCGGUUUCUGUGUAUUUGCAGCAUUCUAGUGCUUCGAAAUUUGUUGUUGUUCAAUUGAAAAUUGUUGAAUUGUAAAAAUUAAUAAGUGAUACUGUAGCAGAUGCAUUUAAAAACUAAACAUGUUGAUGAUAUAUGGGACCACGAUCCCGGUGUUGACCUUGCCGAUAUAACGCUGCAGUUAGGAGAUAUAGAUGUUGAAAACGAAAAACGUGUUGAUCGCAAAUUAGAUUUGACCAACGAUAAGAAUGAAAAAUCCGUCAUGUCUGAGACUUCGAGUCCCAUCGCUUCACCAAAGACCAGGGAUGUAUCAAAUAUGAACACGUUUCCGCGGUCCAAGAAACACAUAGACGACGAAUUUAUUUUGAACCAUCGAAAACGUCGGUUCUUUCACAACUAUAGUUUCAACUUUCAGAAGCACAAACAACUGAAAGAAAAAAUAGCAUCCGCUGUGGAAAGAAAGAACAUAUUUUCAAUAGUUGGCCCCUAUCCCGCGCUCCGUAAAGCACUGAAAAAGCGAAAUUGGUUGGAAAAGCAUACCUACAAAUGUGCUCUGGCACAGGAUCUCUCCAUGCACUCAUUACUACACAAGGCACAGGAAGGUAACGAGUUCGAAGAAGCGUUGAUCUCAAGGAUACUCAGGCCACACAAUGCAGACUUCAUUUGGCAAAAUCGACACAUAAAAGAAUCGAAGAAGGAUCGUUUCUACACGCCAUACCGUAGCAGGAUAUACUAUGAACGAACGUCCGAUUUCACAAUGAAAGAAGGUCUCGUGAAAGUCAUUGAAGCAAUGCAGUGGCAUCAAGAAGAUGGCAAAGCGGAGCUGGAUUGUCCUCGCACUCAUCUGCUCGAUUCGGAAGAUGCCAUUACGAUGUUUCUCGAAGACUUCCAACUGACCACUUGUACCAGUUUUUUGUAUUACUUGUCCAAAUAUCUCGAUUCGUUGUUUGACGGAGAAGGGACGGUUUCGGUCGAAAUCAUUCACACGGCGAUGCAGUUUUGUAAAUAUCACAUGGCUUGUGCUCGCCACGAAGACGUUGACUAUCAAGAAUACUGUGAACCGCUGUUGACCCCGGAAGAUAGGACGACAAUUAGGGACAUUCUGAUUGAACACGCUAGGUUCAAAAUGCUUCCUGGGAACGAGAUUCUGUCGUUGGUGGCUCAAGUGAAAAAGUUAGUGUUAGAGGCUGGGAAGCACUUUCCGGAUAUGAAAAUCGAUGGAAUACGGAACAUGUGGAUACUUAAGCCAGGAAAUCGAUGCCGUGGUCUGGGAAUCAUGAUUUUUAACGACGAUCGCAAGCUGCUGGAUUUUGUGGAUAGCAAUCCGGACGUCAAAUAUGUGGCACAGAAGUAUAUCGAGAAACCACUUUUGAUCUACAAUACGAAAUUUGACAUUCGUCAAUACUUCCUCAUCACAUUCACCAGCAACCAUCUGAAGGUAUGGAUGUAUCGCGACUGCUAUCUGCGCUUCAGUUCUCGCGAAUUCAACUUGGACGAUUUCAACGAAUCUAUCCACUUGACGAACUACUCGAUUCAGAAGCAUUAUACGGGCACAUGCCAAAAGCCGGGUAGUCUCCUUCCUGCUUGCAACAUGUGGUCCUGCAAACAAUUUCAGCAGUAUUUGCAGUCACUAGAUAAAGGCUACUACUGGGAGCGAAUAAUUUAUCGCGACAUGAAGAAGAACGUUCUAUCGGUAGUCGCAGCCAGUCUGGAUGGGAUGAAAAUGGAGCGAAACAUGUUCGAAUUGUAUGGAGCUGAUUUCAUGGUGACGGAAAAUUUUCGAACAAUGCUUAUUGAAAUCAACUCCAGUCCGGAUUUGUCGUCAUCAACCGAAGUUACCGAAAUCAUCUGCCCAGCAGUAUUGGAAGAUCUGGUUAAAGUUGUUAUUGAUAAUACCAAUGAUAAACGAGCAGGAACAGGUCAGUUUGAGUGUAUAGAUUCGAUCGAGAUUUCCCGGUUUGCGCCAUAUGGUUAUGGAAUGUUGCUAGAGGGUAAGUGUUUAGGACCUAAAAAUCGAUGCAAAAGCCCGCAACCUCCUGCUGGACCUCCGACGUGCGCGUUAAAUAGAACCCGUUGCAAACCAAUCAGUAAUUCAGCGCAGUCCCAGGCAUCCAGCGGCAGCGGCAGUAGCAGCAGCGGUAGUAGUGGCGGUAGCAAGGGUUCAAGUGCAAGCCAUUCCGCCGAAAGGCCACGUUCGUUUUUAAAUAGAUAAUAUCAAAAUUGCCUAUCGUUACAAACAUUCUUUACACAUGUUAUACACAGCAGCGUGAUGCUUCGUGUUUCGAAAUUGUACUAGAUAAAUGAAUAAAUCGGAAGAGUAUUGAAAUUUCUGAAAAAUAAAAUUAUCGUUACCGAUUGUCAACUCUAA
Messenger RNA from Aedes aegypti (yellow fever mosquito), 2480 nucleotides. RefSeq names its product tubulin glycylase 3B. Gene Ontology annotation, biological process: cilium assembly; cilium movement; protein polyglycylation. Bases 216 to 2324 code for a protein of 702 amino acids. The transcript is spliced from 3 exons. The record is from RefSeq and is a predicted model, not a curated record. Gene Ontology annotation, cellular component: cilium. NCBI's taxonomy places the organism in Eukaryota, Metazoa, Arthropoda, Insecta, Diptera, Culicidae. Gene Ontology annotation, molecular function: ATP binding; metal ion binding; protein-glycine ligase activity, initiating.